AGAGCUUGAGAUUCAGCGCGAUUGGAGUGAACUGAAGAAUGAAGGAGGAGCGUGUUUGCUCGACUUAUACGCACAGUGUUAGGAAUCUUUAAGCUGAUCUCCGUCUCCGACGAUUCAACCGGCGACGACGAACAGUUCGUGAAGUUUGGCGAGACUGUUAACUACGGUAGAAAUUGCAAGGGAUGCACAGUCUGGAGAAAGUGCACGAUGAUUCUGCCAACAAGGACAGCAAAGUCUCUGCUGAAUUGGAGCCUUCUAUUAGUCCAAAUGGUGAUAUCGAGGAAGAAAAUGAGAUUGCAAAUAUGAAUUUGGGAGACUCUAAUGCUCUAGCAAAUGGGCUCUCUUCCAUGCUUAUGAACAUCAUGAGGGAUUUUGACUCCAAAGCUGAUGAUACUCUUAAAAGCCAAAGCCAGCUUUCAUUUUCCCUUGACCGACUUACUUCAGAACUGGAUCAAUUACUUGAAGAUGCUCCUUUUCCAUUCAUCAUGCAGCAUGCCUUGAGGAUUUCUAGUGUAAGAAAGAGAGUGUUGUCUCUAAAUUCCAUCUUAAGAUCCGUACAACGAAGAGUAGAUAACAUAGAUCGGGCGAUCUCGAUGAGUAAUUUACCAGAUAUUCGUUCCUCUCAAAGUUCCUCGCAACCUCAUAAUGGUUGAUCACGUCGGGAAUUUCAACUAUUUAUUUAAUUGAUACAAAUUGGGACUCAGAUCUCGCAGAUAUUUCGAUGAUGGUACGUAGCUGCAGCAUGCGUCCGAAGGUUUUGACGACUGUGUGCAUCCUUUUACUGCCCCCACCCCUCCAUUUUGACUACUAUGCUUGGAAAUACUGUGAUAGAAAAACUAUUUGUGAGUAAGAGUUCUGUUUCUGAAAUCAGGUGGUUCUUGCAGAUUAUUUUAACCUGUAAGUUGCUGUGUUCUGUUUUGUUUUUAGGAGAGUUUCUUAUUAAAAUAAGAAUUUUCAAAUGAUCGAGUUAUAAUAAAGCGAUUUAAAUAGAAUAGUUUUUAGCUACAAUGGUUACCUA
This is a messenger RNA of Cucurbita pepo subsp. pepo (vegetable marrow), 1018 nucleotides long. RefSeq lists its product as uncharacterized. NCBI's taxonomy places the organism in Eukaryota, Viridiplantae, Streptophyta, Magnoliopsida, Cucurbitales, Cucurbitaceae. The record is from RefSeq and is a predicted model, not a curated record. Gene Ontology annotation, biological process: endosome to lysosome transport; intracellular protein transport; regulation of synaptic vesicle exocytosis. Gene Ontology annotation, cellular component: BLOC-1 complex; BORC complex; synaptic vesicle. Gene Ontology annotation, molecular function: SNARE binding.